This is a messenger RNA of Xiphias gladius (swordfish), 5352 nucleotides long. Its product is annotated as sodium/potassium/calcium exchanger 3-like. The record is from RefSeq and is a predicted model, not a curated record. Gene Ontology annotation, biological process: calcium ion transmembrane transport; intracellular calcium ion homeostasis. The transcript is spliced from 17 exons. Lineage: Eukaryota; Metazoa; Chordata; Actinopteri; Istiophoriformes; Xiphiidae. Gene Ontology annotation, cellular component: membrane. Gene Ontology annotation, molecular function: calcium channel activity; calcium, potassium:sodium antiporter activity. Bases 1 to 1944 code for a protein of 647 amino acids.
AUGGCCCGCGUGGUGGUUGACGGGAUGCCGGAGACGACCGUCGGAGGAGGAGGGAUGCUUCGCCGGCGUAGGAGCAAAGCCAGACGGAGAAAGCGAAAGGAGUUGGUCGCCGUCCAGAUGUGCUUUGCGGGGGUACUGCUGGGGUUCCUCGUGGGGGUCCAGUCUGUGGCACAGAAAGCAGGAUAUCAUGUUUCCAGCUCCAUGGUCGUAGAGGAUGCGAGGUGGGGCAGCCGUCACCUUCUACAAGAAUUCUAUGACAAUGAGUCCAAGCUCUACUCUGAGCCUGAGAAAAACUGUACUGAACCAGCAAUCCAUGAGUUCCCCAGGGAUUACUUCACCAACCAGGAGCGAGCUGAAGGAGCCGUGGGCCUGCACGUCCUCUGUGCCGUCUACAUGUUCUAUGCCCUGGCCUUGGUGUGUGACGACUACUUUGUCCCCUCACUAGAGAAGAUAUGUGAGCGUCUUCAUCUGAGUGAGGAUGUUGCAGGAGCGACCUUCAUGGCAGCAGGCAGUUCAGCUCCUGAACUGUUCACCUCUGUCAUUGGAGUGUUCAUCACUAAAGGGGACGUCGGGGUCGGCACCAUCGUGGGCUCAGCCGUCUUCAACAUCCUCUGCAUUAUUGGAGUUUGUGGGAUAUUCACCGUACAGACAAUUCGUCUUUCCUGCUGGCCUCUGCUCAGAGACUCUAGCUACUACACACUGUCUAUCUCUGCUCUAAUAGUGUUCAUAUAUGACGAAAAAGUGGUUUGGUGGGAAGCUCUCACGCUGAUACUGAUGUAUUUUGUCUACAUUUUGAUCAUGAAGUUGAAUUCCCAUGUUGUUCGUUUUCUGGAGAGGAGGAAGAAGAGCUCGUCCAGUUUGAGGAACGGAGCAGCCAGUAAGGCUGAACUAGAUGAUGGCUGUGAUGCUACAGCUGUUCUAUUGAAGAAAGCAAACCACCACAGGAAGCCCUCUGUGCUGAUGGUGGAUGAGAUGCUGUCAGCGUAUCCCCAUCAGCUGUCCUUCUCCGAGGCCGGCAUGAGGAUCAUGAUCACCAGCCACUUCUCCCCCAGAACCCGCCUCACCAUGGCCUCACGAAUGCUCAUCACUGAGAGGCAACGUUUAAUCAACACACGGACUUUGACCAACGGUGACUCUGAUGUUCCAGUGAAAGGAGGAAGUAGGCGGGGCAUAGAAAACGGGCUGUCUGGGGCAGAGAGGGGUGUCCUCAUUCACCACGAUGACCGAGAGGUGGGCAAUGAGACGGAAAACGAGGACAAUGAGAACAACGAGAAUGACGAAGAGGAAGAAGAAGAGGAUGGAGAGGGACCCUUUGUACCCUUCCAAUGCCCAGUGGGUGUGUUUAACAAGCUAAAGUGGCUGCUGGCCUGGCCUCUGUGCCUGCUGCUGUACUUCACUGUCCCCAAUUGCUCCAUGCCUCACUGGGAGAACUGGUUCAUGCUGUCUUUCAUCUCCUCCACGCUUUGGAUUGCCGCCUUCUCCUACAUCAUGGUCUGGAUGGUAACAGUUAUAGGCUUUACACUUGGCAUCCCAGAUGUCAUCAUGGGCAUCACCUUCUUGGCAGCCGGCACCAGCGUACCUGACUGCAUGGCCAGCCUUAUAGUCGCAAGACAAGGAAUGGGCGACAUGGCAGUGUCCAACUCCAUUGGCAGUAAUGUGUUUGACAUCUUGGUGGGUCUUGGUCUCCCUUGGGCCCUGAAGACCCUCGCUAUCAACUAUGGCUCUGAUAUCAAAUUAAACAGCAAAGGACUGAUCUUCUCUGUGGGGCUCCUGUUGGCGUCUGUGUUUCUGACAGUCCUCGGAGUUCACCUAAACAAGUGGACGUUGGACAGGCGUUUGGGUCUCAUGUGUCUCCUUCUCUACUCCGUCUUCCUGUGUUUCUCCUGCCUCAUCGAGUACAACAUCUUCACCUUUGUCAACCUACCCACCUGCCGGGAUGACUGACACACACACAUACACACACACACACACACACACACACACACAUACCCUAACCAUAAACCUAACCUUAAUCCAAGUCUUCACUCUAAAAUUUCAUGAUGUACGUUAUGGGGACUUGCUUUUGACAGUGUCACAGCCACAACAAUGUGACUGUGUAAAUGGAUUUAUUUCCCCACAACAUGAGUAGUAUACCCCCGCCACCACUCACCACACACACAUGCACACACAAACACACAUUGACGUAAACACGUGUGCACACACUCACUUAGAAUGUGGUGUUUGCAAGUAAUUCCAAAUGGCUUGAAGUAGUAUAGGGAAAGUGAUGUCGAACGAUAGAAUGAGAACCAGAAAGUAGCAUUUUAAAGCUGGCAGAUACCAUUUAACAUAGGUCUGAUUCACACAUUUCCUGUGAGAAGAGGUCCCACUUUGUUCUUUUUUUAAUGCUUGUCUUUCUGCUCAGUGCUGUAUGGGGCUGCUCUGGUGUUUGCUCAUGACCAGAUUAUGGAAUUGAAUUCAGGAGCAGAGAUGGACUCAUUACAAGCCCUCAGAGAGGGCAGCACUGAGGACAACAACACAAAAAAAACUUUCUCUGACUACUGUUUGCUUCUGACACGAGGACAUUUAUUUUGAAACGUCCCGUAUUUAGGUGUGAAAGUCGAAAUUUUUACUGGCUGCUAACCUUUCCUGAGAGGAAAGAUUUGUCUUUUAGAUCAAAUAGCUGAGAGGAAUAAUGACAAAAGCAAUUAUAUAAAUGGGUGGGAGGGUGUAGUUUAGUACUGUGGUGCAGAUAAUGAAGAUUUGUUGAGUUAUUUGCUUAAACAAAGUUAGAGCCACAAGUUGAAGUCUUCAGGCAGAGAACAGAACCUGUUAUCACGGCACAUUUUUCAAACACCAUUAUCUUAGGACUAUUUAAGUUGCUAUUAUUUGUUCAUAAUUAAGUCUAUUGAGUACGUUUUUACCAAUUUUGUUGGCUGUUUGGAACAUUUUUGGACGUUUAGCUACGAGUCUUUGGGGAAAAAUACCCAAAACACACCCCCCUUUACACAAAACCAGGGCAUUUUCCAGUCAACCUUUUUAUAAAUUAACUUCUAUAACAUCACAGCUGUAGCUUAUAUGUUUUGUAUUGGAAAUGGAUUAGCUUUAUGUAGAGUUUUUUCUUCUGUAAAUAGUGCACCUCUGUAUAUACCCCCAGAUGUUCUGUUUAUUAUUUAUUCACAUCAUACGCACAUUUCUCCUCUGGAGGUCGCAAAAACACGUGGCCAGGUUUUAUUUAUGGACCCAGGGUUGCUGAAAUCAACACCUAAGAUCUGUUCAGAUGACCACUCUUGUACAAACAAGCACAAUUUGCUCUGAAGGUAUUUGUCUUUUGAUUUCAAUAAUGACUUGAUUUAGAUGUAUAGUUAUGUUCUGUGUGUGGAUGUUAAAUACAGAAUUCAAACUUGCACUGAAGAGCUUAAACAACUUCACAGGGAGACUGUAACUGUUCCUUCUCCUAAUGCAUGCUGAUUAUAAGGAUAGCAUCCUUUUAAAAUGAAGCAGGUUUGUAUGAAAUAAUCAUGUCAAGGUUUCAAGAAGCAAAUGUUAUAUUGUUAUGGGAGGAUGUCAUAGGCUUUACUGCCACAUAGGGACUGCUAUGACCAAAUAGACUCAAAACAGUGGUGGCAUCAUUCGAAACAGCAGCCAAGCAAGUUGGAUGAGGUACAGUAUGUCCUCCCUCACUCCUCAGUGGCCGCAAAGAGGAAAUGAGGUUUUUAAGUUGGUGUAUUGUAGGAGUAGAGAAAAGAUGCAAUAUAAAGCAUUCAGACUUUUAUCCCAGCCUGAAUAUUUUAAGAUUGGGGUUUCAACUUUAUUUUUUACCCAGGAUUUCUUUGUAUUUUGUAAUGCCUAAUGUUUAGAUUUGUUCAGAUUAGAUAGGUUUGUGGAACAUAAAUAUUCCUUCUAGUUAUUAAAGCAUGUAAAAUGUGGUUUGUGAAACCCUACAGGAAAUUUUUUCAAGAUACACCAAUGAAGUCACUCUCUUCCGCAAAGACUUCCACCCAUGUAAAGUGAACACUCAUCUGUCUGAGCCUGUUGAUUUUCAAAAUAUCCAUCAAUGUCAGCUUUUCAUCCUCACAUUUGAAAUGUCAAGUGCCCUACUUGUAAUUUUUCUCAUUGAGGGAAGACAAAACAAAAUGAAGUCUGAUUUGUUUCAGGUACAUUUUUAAUUUAUUGAUCAGUUAUAUGAAAUAUCAUUUCUUAGAAAUAUUGUCUUUUGAAUGUACAAAUAAUUAAUGUUGUUGUUGUUUAUAUACCAUACAUAUGUAUUUAUUUUAGAGACACAGGCAGAGUGCUCUGUGAUAUGACCGGAAAACAGGGUUUAAAUGUGUUUGAAUCUUAUGUAACGCAAUAACUAUGAGCUUACAAAUAUGUAAAUAUGCUGCUUUAAUGAUCAAAGACAAAUUUAUAAUAGAGUUUUAAAAAAAAUAUUCAAACUUUAAAUGAUGUCUCUCAGUAUGUGACACUGUAACAGCUUGUCAGUCUUUAUGAAAUGAUUAAUCACUGACUACACAAACAAUCAAAACAGGACUGUUAUUUACAUACGGAGCCCUGCAUCUCCAAAUAUCAUCAUGGCCAGUUUUGCCACACACAAUAAUCAAGUAUUUUUCUUUAUGAUGAACAUGUCAUUAGAGGCUGGAAAUGUUACAGUAUUUCAGUAACAGCUUUUUACAGUUUCUGAUUCUUGGUAUCACUAUUUUGUAUAUGUCCCAUAAUUUCCUAAUAAAUUCUUAGAACAUUUCCCUAAGAGAAUUAUCUAACAUGGUAGUAAUUAUAGAGAAAAGAGAAAUAAUGUUAUGGCAUAGUUUAUCAAGUGCCUAUUCAUUUAUUUGAAUUUUUCAGGAAGUAACCUGGAAAUAACUUGGUAGAGUUGAGUUUAGAAGCAGUUGAUGAUCUUCAGAGGAAUUUCUGUGGAGGCCAGUAUCCAACAGAAAAAAACAAAACAUUUCAAAUGACAAAAAUAAGCAUAUUCAUUGUAAGUUAAAAAUCAAAUUACCAAGAGUAUGUUAGUCAAAAUGUUAUUUGUGAGAGUCAAAAUUAUGAGUACUUUUUAUGUCAAAAUUAGAAGAUAUCAAGUCACAGUUUUGACUUAGUCAAAAUAAUGAUAGGAAAUACAAUGAAAUUUGACAAGAUAUUUUUACUUGUCAAAAGUAUAAACUGUAUGAAGUCAAAGUCAUGAGAAGGAAAGUCAGAAUUAUGAUGUGCAAUCGAAAAAUCUUUUAUUUUUGUCAUACCUAAAAAUUGAAUUAAUUUUCUUCUUUUCCGGGCAGUAAUGGGCCUCCAUAUGUUCUUUGAAAGACCUUCUAAUAUCUUAAUGAAUGAAAACCUGACAGGGAUCCAUUAAAGUCAAGUAAACAUUGAUUAACUAUUGUGAAU